Molecule: messenger RNA, 399 nt
Organism: Trichomonas vaginalis G3
Lineage: Eukaryota; Parabasalia; Trichomonadida; Trichomonadidae
Product: cyclin-dependent kinase inhibitor 2C-related family
Exons: 1
Coding region: 1-399 (132 amino acids)
Cellular component (GO): cytoplasm; nucleus
Molecular function (GO): protein binding
Source: RefSeq, a predicted model, not a curated record
AUGAAUACUGCAACAGUAGAAUUUCUUCUUACACAUGGAGGUGAUAUUAACGGAAAAGACAAAAGUAAAAAAACAGCUCUUCAUUUGGCGGCAGAGAAAGAUUGUUCAGAAACUGUAAAGCUUCUUAUUUCAUUCCAUGCAGUUAUCAAUGCAAAAGAUGAAUCCGGAAAAACUGCUAUUCACUUAGCAGCAGAAAAUAAUUGUAAAGAAACAGCAAACCUUCUUAUUUUGCACCAUGUAGAUAUCAAUGCAAAAGAUAAAUUCGGAAAAACUGCUCUUCAUUAUGCAGUCCAAAACAAUAGAAAAAAGAUGAUAAAAUUCCUUAUUUCUAAUGGUGCAGAUACUAAUGCUAAAGAUAAUAAUGGAAAAAUCGCAUACCAUGAUUAUGAAAGUUCAUAA